CAUUCCUCAGAGCCAAUAAAACUUGCCGAGUAUGCAGUACGUACUGCCGAUGAGGAGCUAAUAUGAAAAUUCGUAAAAAGAUUGCUGAUUUAGAUUAAUACUAUCCAGAUUUGUGUGGCCAGUACUUGAAGAUUUUUUGAAGAAAGAGGUCGAGAAUUUAGAAUACGAUGGAUGAAUCGCGAAUGGAUGAUUCCAGAAGAAUCUUUCUAAAUAAUGAAGACAACAAAGAAAUGUUACAAGGUCGCAUUAAUGAAGUUACAAAAUCACCUUCCUACGAUGAACUUGAGAAAUUUCAAUAUACCGAAACUUCGUCUAAGUUAGAUUCAGGAAAUCAAUCGAAUCUGUCAUUCCGACCAAUAUCACCAGAAAAUGGAGAAGAGAAAAAUGACAAGACAGUCAGCACUAACGCCAUAGGUGAAUUAAGAAUUCCGAAGGUCAGUUUUCAUAAAGAUGACGAUGAAGUGAACAGGUUGAAAGAUUUAGAUAGUCCAACAACAAAAUCAAGUAGUGGUGAAAUUUUAGAAAAAGUUGAAACAAGUUCUAUGAACAAUAGUAAUGUACAUAAAGUAAGCAAUACAUUGUUGCUUGAUGAUCCUGAUGAUCUUGAAGUGAAGAAUUUAGCUCAUCUGUCAACUGAGAAUUUGAUUGACGAAAUCGAGCGAUACAAGACGCGAUCACCAAAACCAGAACAAUUUUCAGUGGUUCAUGGGAGAAAAAUGAAACUGCUUUCCUAUUCUCCAACACCAGAAGAAAUUGAACAAAAGAAGACAACAGUCUCAGAUGAAAAUCAGCAAACUAGCAAUAAAUUGCUCGGAGCAGAUAAGUCAUUAAAAGACUUCGGACAUGGAACCCUAACAAACAACGUGGAUGAAAUACGUUCCUAUCAAACGCAAAAUGAGACUUUUCAAAUUUCACAGCAAGAGCAAGUAGAAACAUCUAAUACACCGUUAAUAGAGCAAGAGUUUAAAAGAGAUUUUCAAGACAAAGUUUCUCAAAAACAGGUAAACAUGCGGUAUCAAUCUGAUCCGUUUCAACUCCAUUAUGAUCAUUUUCAUGCACCAAUAUCAACUCAAAGUUAUGAACACAUUGCAAGAUGUGCAGUAAAACCAUAUAAAACUCGUAUAUAUGAAUUAAAACAGUUUCAAACUCAAUCAGUUUACCAUGCUACCGUAAAAACGAAUGUUCGAGAGAAACCUUCAAACUUAAAACCAAACGAAAACAAUACUAAUUCAAAAGUGCAAGUUGAUGAAAACAUCGAUGAACCAGAGCUGACAAUGAAAGAGGAGAUUGAAAAGAAACACGCAGAUGACAGUGAAACAAUUCCAAUAACAGAAAAUAAUACUUUUAUCGAUUGCCCAUCAAACAACCAACUUCAAAAGAAAAAUGAAGAGUUUGGACGCCCACAAAACGACGUUUCUAGUACGUACGACGAAGACGAACAACUGUAUCAAACUAUAGAAGUGAUUUUGAUUGAUGAAAUCACUCCAACAAAAAAGAAACAGAAAUCAAAGAAACACCACAAAAAAACAAUAAAUAAAUUACCUUGUAAAGACGUUGCAAUCCAAACACAGCCAUAUGAAGAUGAUGCAGAUCAGAUAAAAACAAAUGACGAAAAUGAUUCAAUGUAUCAACAAAGACCAUCAAUAAACAGCAGCACAGCCGGCACUAAUGACGAAAUCUAUGAAAAUUUGACUCCAAGAUUUGAUGUGAUGGAUUUCGUUGAGGAAGACGAGAGGUUACGCGCUUAUACAUCACAAAGUGAAGCACCACCAAGCAAAAGACACAGAGAAUCAUUACCUGAAUCAUCUACACAUCCUAGCAUUAUAAUGGAAGAUGAAAAAGAAGAUUCUCUAGUCGACCCAUCAGUUAACGAGGCAAACAUGGUAUCCAUUAUUAAUCAACCACAUGAAAUUACAUAUUUUACUCUAAAAGAAGAAAAUCAACGAAAAGUAGAUGAAAUUAUUCCACCGUCUUACAUCGGAGUAGUUGUUGAGCACGUACCGGAAUUAGAAAGACAAUCAACUGUGAAAGAUAAAUUAAAUGAAACUGAAAACGAAAAAGUGACCACUACUUUCUGCUCUAAAAAUGUUGUGAAACUUAGAGUUGGGAGAGUGAAAGAAGUAGAGCCUUAUGGAUCUGAAACCUACUUUCCUUCAACAAUUAAAGAAGAAACAAUGGAAGAAAUAAAUGAUGCUGAAAGAUGUGAAGCAAAAAAUGUUGAAGUGGAGGAAAGUAUAAGUGACCUGAAGAAUGAGUCAUUAAUUUCAAACGAAAAAGAUAGUAUGAUGCUAAACGAUUUCAAUAACAACAACGAGAGCAUUGACUUAGAAAACGCACCUGUAGUAGACGCAACUUUUUCUGUGGUUCCAACUAAAACUGAGAAAGAAAUAAUGACCGUGCGUUUAGGGAAUAAAAACUAUGUUCGAUUAAGAAUUGGUGAAAGAAAUCGAGAAAACUCGCAUGAGCCCACCAAAGAUGGAGAACGCAACAAAUUAUCAACGAUAAACGUAGAUGUUCAUGAAGAUGAUAGAGAAUAUUGUAAACAUGAAUCUUCUGGUGAAAUGCCAAAGAAGAAAGUUACCACACCUGAAAUAAUUAUAAAUAAAACCAUAGACGAAAAUAAUGAUGUCGAAAAAAUGGAAAUAAUAAAUCAUGCAUCCUCAGAGGGAAGAGCUGAACAGAAAAUUAGCUCAGAAGACAUAAAUGCUCAGUCACAAUUAAAUACAAAUAACAUGGAUUAUAUGAAGCCGUUGUCUAUCAACAACGAAGAAUCGCUUUUCAAUGGGCAAAAAGACCAACAAAUUGAAACAGAGGAUAAUAACCCUGCUGUCUUAUAUCACGAACCAUGGUCACCAACCAUGUCUAAUAUACAAGAUCAUUGUAACACAAUUUUAUCAUCAGAUGAUGUUCAAACGACAGCAACGCAACUGAAGGAAGCGCCGAAUUCGAGAAAACAUGAACAAGAUACAUGGUUAAUAAACACUGAUAUCUCGGAUUCUGAAUCAGCUCAGAUCACUUCUACUGUUGAAGAAACAGAUGCAAGCGCUGAUAUUAGGGGCAAUCAAAGCAAAGUCGUAGGCACAUCAUCACAAAAUAAUGUAUUAGAGAAUAAUGAAUGCAAUGAGAAAGAUGAAAUUUUUCAGUCUAAAGACGAAAGUAAAUACUUCGACACCACAAAAUUGGACGAAAAAUCGGGAAAAAACUUAUCUCUUAAUUCAACGAAUGAAAUAGCUGAGGACAUUAACGGAUCGAACGCAAAUAUCACAGAGAGUAGAGAAGGAUCAUUAGAGGAUAUGCUUAGUAGUUCAGGAUCAUUGGAUAGCAAUAGUAACAAGUAUGAUGCGAUAGAAGUUAAAAUAUUGCCUUGGAUCAAAAUACGAAAGAAAAGAUCAUUUCAACAACGCUUGAGUUUGAAGAAGGAUAAAAAGAAUGGAGUCGUACGAAGAUAUUCUCUCAGGUACAAUAAAGAUGACAAACUUCUUUUGCUGCCUCUUCCACAUAAAAUAUUCAUGGAAAACCAAAAUGAUGCAGGGAUGAUUUACAAAAAGGCUAUAAUACCGUGGAUGGAGGUACAUUCUUCAACAGGAGACAAGAGAUAUCUUCCGUGGAUAGAGCUCACUCAUCAGAACCAUGAUAAAGAUCUUAUCAUCAUGUUGAAAAUCUCUUAUGAAAUGAUUGUGAAAGCUUCUGUCAAGGGUACAAGCAAUGAAGACAUACAAGUCUACAUACCUUGGACUGAUGCUGUCCAAUAUUGGAAAGAAACAGAUCAGAUUGCACCUAGUUCUUUGUUACAAAAAAAAGAGAUUGCGAAUAUUGCACUCAACUUUCAGAAUGAACGAAACAAAACAGCGAACUCCUUCACAAAAGUCCUAAUCUUCCGAUCACGAGAUUUAUCCUGCCUCGUAAAUGCCCAUCACGUGAAACUACGUUUGUUCAACCCACGAUAGAAAUAAAUGAAAAAAGGAGUAUUGAAGUGAGCAUCAACAAAUCCAUGAAGAAGAUACAGAAUGAAAGUACUUUUCGUCGAUUGAGUAAAGCGGAAAGACGAAAGAAAUAUACACAUGUUUUAGAUGCACAGGAAAAGGCACUGCUUGAUGAUAGCAAAACUGUCAAUAGCUUAGAUGAGUCUAACAAAUCGUGAUCGGAAUAUUAAAGUUUCUAAAAGACCUUGUAUAAUCAAAGUUUUUGUAAAAAAAGAAAAGAAACAAUGACUGAUGUGUCAAGGCAUAGUUCUACAAGUAACAACAAAAUUUGUAUUUUUGUACACUUCAUCAUAUAUAUGCUGCAAUUUAAUUCAUCAAAAUUUACAAUUGAACAUUCAUUCGGCUUGAAUCUUAACAUAUUUAAUCGUAAUAUAAUGCCCAAUUUGAUGUAUUAAUAUAAAUAAUAAUUCGCAUAAUCAAUGCUA
Messenger RNA from Xenia sp. Carnegie-2017, 4408 nucleotides. RefSeq lists its product as uncharacterized. The record is from RefSeq and is a predicted model, not a curated record. Lineage: Eukaryota; Metazoa; Cnidaria; Anthozoa; Malacalcyonacea; Xeniidae. The transcript is spliced from 4 exons. Bases 168 to 3947 code for a protein of 1259 amino acids.